Molecule: messenger RNA, 972 nt
Organism: Macrosiphum euphorbiae (potato aphid)
Lineage: Eukaryota; Metazoa; Arthropoda; Insecta; Hemiptera; Aphididae
Source: the annotation of a GenBank genome assembly
AUGUUGAGAAUUCAGAAGAGGUACAGUCUGCGGUUCAGAAAGACCAAAACGUCCAACAAACUGAUUUCCGGGUUCGAUAUGUCGUUCAGUUCGUACCCGGGCAUAAUUCAAUCCGAAGACGAUUUCUACCUGAUAUCCUCUGGUUUAACCACCAUGGAGACCACUAUCCAAAAUUAUAACGAUUCCCUGUGGUCUAACGUGAAACCGGUCGGUCAGGUAUUGGAAUUUGUGCGAGCGAUGGUCGCGAACCGCCUGGCCGAAAACCCUACCGACUGGGUUAACUUAUUCAAGCUCUACAACAGCGGCACGUACAACAAUCAGUGGAUGAUCCUAAACUAUGCAGCCUUUCAGCCGGGGAGCCCGUUGCCGCCCAGAGACGUACUUCACGUCCUCGAACAGAUACCAGGUUUCGUGAUGCACGACGACUUCACCGGUCACUUGAUCAACCGGACGUACUGGGCCAGCUACAACGUGCCAUAUUUUCCGUUUAUAUUCAACGUAAGCGGAAACUACGACAUGGCACAGCGUCACGGCUCGUGGUUCUCGUACUCCGAAACACCUGGGGCUCGCAUAUUUGCCAGAGAUCACGUAAAGGUUCACUGUUCCAAUUGUAUGCUGCAUCUGAUGCGGUCCAAUAACUACACACGUGAUCCGGAAGCCCGGUGCGACUGUACUCCACCAUAUUCUGCGGAAAAUGCGAUAUCUGCCAGGAGCGAUUUGAAUCCCGUGAAUGGUACGUACCCCAUGAAAAUGUUGGGUCAUCGGUCGCACGGGGCCACCGAUGUUAAAGUCACUUCAAACCAGCUAUUCAAACAGUUGCAAUUCAAAGCGGUCGCUGGCCCGACCCAAGGUAGUGACAACAGUUUAGGACCAUUUUGCUGGAGCAAAUCAGAUUUCAACGAUAAAGUCAGUCAUCUUGGUCAUCCCGACUGCUUUAAUUUUAAACCAGUUUUACAUCAAUGGUCUUUAUAA